CUUAUUGGUUGCAAAAGAUGGAAUAAAGUUAUGUACUAGUAAAUAGUAAUUUUAUUGUAAACUAUCCAGUACCUGAGAGAGAGUAGCAUCUGAGUCUUGUGUUUAGCGUAGGGGAUUGAAAAUGAGUAUGUACGGUAGGGAUCCGUGGGGAGGGCCGUUGGAGAUCCACGCCACAGACUCCGCCACCGACGACGAGCGCAGCCGGAAUCUCCAGGAGCUGGACCGAGGCGCUUUAGACGAGACACAACAGAGCUGGCUCUUGGGCGCCGGAGAACAGAAAAAGAAGAAGAAAAGGUACGUAGAUCUUGGCUGCAUCAUCGUCAGCCGCAAGCUCUUCAUCUGGACACUCGGCACUCUCGCCGUCUGCGCCUUCCUCGCCGGCUUCAUCACCCUCAUCGUCAAAACCGUCCCCCGCCACCACCACAAGCCACCCCCUCCCGACAACUACACCAUCGCCCUCCACAAGGCCCUCCUCUUCUUCAACGCCCAGAAAUCCGGAAAGCUCCCUCGCCACAACAAUGUUUCCUGGAGAGGCAACUCCGGGUUGCAGGACGGCAAGGGUGACGGCGUGCCGCCCGUCAUUAAGGAUCUGGUGGGCGGUUACUACGACGCCGGCGACGCCAUAAAAUUCAACUUCCCCAUGUCCUUCUCCAUGACCAUGCUGAGCUGGAGCGUGAUCGAGUACAGCGGCAAGUACCAGGCUGCGGGUGAGUUGGGUCACGUGAAGGACAUCAUAAAGUGGGGGACCGAUUACCUUCUCAAGAACUUCAACAGCACCGCCGACACCAUCACCCAGCUGGGCAUGCAGGUUGGAUCAGGGGACACCUCCCAAGGUAGCACCACUCCCAACGACCACUACUGCUGGAUGCGUCCCGAGGACAUCGACUACGACCGCCCCACCCAGACCUGCACCACAUGCUCCGAUCUGGCCGCCGAGAUGGCCGCGGCGUUGGCGGCGGCAUCGAUUGUGUUCAAGGACAACAGGGCCUAUUCGCAGAAGCUGGUUCACGGGGCGACCACGCUCUUUAAGUUCUCUAGGGAUUCGAGAGGUAGGUACAGUCCAAAUGGGAGGGAGGCUUCUGUAUUCUACAAUUCCACCAGCUAUUGGGAUGAGUUUGUUUGGGGAGGGGCAUGGAUGUACUUUGCCACUGGUAAUUCCUCUUACCUCAAGCUCGCUACCACUCCUCGCCUCGCCAAACACGCUGGCGCCUUCUGGGGAGGCCCCGACUAUGGCGUCCUCAGCUGGGAUAACAAGCUUACUGGUGCUCAGGUUCUUCUCAGUCGUUUGAGGUUGUUCCUCAGUCCUGGUUAUCCCUAUGAAGAAAUUUUAAGCACAUUUCACAAUCAGACCGGCAUAGUCAUGUGCUCCUACCUCCCAAUGUUCACCAGCUUUAAUAGAACAAGGGGUGGCUUGAUUCAAUUGAACCAUGGCAGGCCUCAGCCUCUCCAAUAUGUUGUCAAUGCAGCCUUUUUGGCUGCUCUUUACAGUGAUUAUCUCGAUGCUGCUGAUACACCUGGAUGGUAUUGUGGACCCAAUUUCUUCUCGACUGAUGUCCUUCGAGACUUUGCAAAGACCCAGAUUGAUUACAUCCUUGGGAAGAACCCUCGGAAAAUGAGCUAUAUUGUAGGUUUUGGUAAUCAUUAUCCAAAACAUGUUCACCAUAGAGGUGCGUCUAUACCGAAGAACAAGGUUAAGUACAACUGUAAAGGAGGAUGGAAAUGGAGGGACUCAUCCAAGCCAAACCCACAUACAAUUGUUGGUGCUAUGGUUGCUGGUCCUGACAAGCACGAUCAUUUCCAUGAUGUCCGAACCAACUACAACUACACUGAGCCAACUCUAGCAGGAAAUGCAGGUUUAGUAGCUGCACUUGUGGCAUUGUCCGGUGAUAAAACCACCGGUAUAGACAAAAACACCCUUUUCUCUGCUGUUCCCCCAAUGUUUCCCACACCACCACCACCUCCAGCACCAUGGAAACCAUGAGGUGUUGUAUUGUGUCAUUCAUUGUCCUCCUUUCCAUCAAGUGCCAAAAGUGACUUCAUGAUUUUGAAGAUGGAGGUAGUAGAUCUAAGAAGUCAAGGACGGCCGCACGUGAAAAAAUGGAAGUAGUGAAAACUAGGCCUAGUGAUUCUAGUUUGUCUAGGAACAAUCUUUGGUUUAAGAUUAGCAUUAAAAUUUCAUAAUGGUACUUGAGACUGUCUUUUGUCUACUUGUUUUUUUGUUGUUGUGAUAUACAUAGUAUGUAUGUAUCAAAUCUUGAAUUCUUUAAACGUGCAAAACGAACAGCAUGUAAUGUAGGUGUCACGUUUUGAUUUAUAAUGUCUUAUAGUUACCUUGCUCAA
Messenger RNA from Glycine soja, 2340 nucleotides. Its product is annotated as endoglucanase 25-like. Gene Ontology annotation, molecular function: hydrolase activity, hydrolyzing O-glycosyl compounds. Bases 122 to 1981 code for a protein of 619 amino acids. NCBI's taxonomy places the organism in Eukaryota, Viridiplantae, Streptophyta, Magnoliopsida, Fabales, Fabaceae. The transcript has 4 exons. The record is from RefSeq and is a predicted model, not a curated record. Gene Ontology annotation, biological process: carbohydrate metabolic process.